This is a messenger RNA of Iphiclides podalirius (scarce swallowtail), 225 nucleotides long. The record is from the annotation of a GenBank genome assembly. Lineage: Eukaryota; Metazoa; Arthropoda; Insecta; Lepidoptera; Papilionidae.
AUGGCGCUCCUGACCUCCGUCACGCGUGGUACCCCCAAAAUGGUGGCGUCGCCUAGCCAGGACCCUCCCACCAAUUCGCCGAUAACUGUCCACAGUUAUACAAUGCGCGCCAUUUUCACCGGAACUGUUUGCUAUUCUGGAUUGAUCGCGCGCAUACCCGCGUGGUGGUGGGACGCCGUCGGCUUCGCUUUCUACCGAAACGCGGCCGACCGAGAGAAUGCUGGC